CUCAAGACGCCCGCUGUCAUGGAGGCCAGAGCGCUUUGGCUGCUGCUGCUGGUCCUGGCCCUGGGGUCCUCUGGCUGGGCUGAGCAGGACGUUGGCCAGUUGGAAAGCCAGUGUGUCUUCCCAGCCAAGGAGAGGGUCAACUGCGGCUACCCUAACAUUGACCAGGAGGCUUGCACCAACCGCGGCUGCUGCUUUGACUCCAGCAUACGAGGGGUGCCCUGGUGCUUCAAGCCUCUGCAGGAGGAAGAAUGCACGUUCUGAAGCUCUGCUCUCUGCGGCCUGGGAUGGCACCUGCCUGUGGAUGGUGGCUGGCGGAGGGGGCUGCUCAUCACGGCUCCCCCUGCUCUGGGCAAGUGCGUCAGCUGAACACUCGUGUCCAGGGUCUGCUGUCUAAUGAAUAAAGCUCUCAUGCUCAGCAUGAGGACCGUUCUUCAUGCCAA
Marmota monax (woodchuck) is the source of this 440-nucleotide messenger RNA. Its product is annotated as trefoil factor 3-like. The record is from RefSeq and is a predicted model, not a curated record. Gene Ontology annotation, biological process: maintenance of gastrointestinal epithelium. Lineage: Eukaryota; Metazoa; Chordata; Mammalia; Rodentia; Sciuridae. The transcript is spliced from 3 exons. The coding region runs from base 19 to 261 and encodes 80 amino acids.